Messenger RNA from Suillus clintonianus, 571 nucleotides. RefSeq lists its product as uncharacterized. The transcript is spliced from 5 exons. Gene Ontology annotation, cellular component: U2 snRNP; U4 snRNP; spliceosomal tri-snRNP complex. Gene Ontology annotation, biological process: spliceosomal snRNP assembly; RNA processing. Bases 45 to 428 code for a protein of 127 amino acids. Gene Ontology annotation, molecular function: RNA binding. Lineage: Eukaryota; Fungi; Basidiomycota; Agaricomycetes; Boletales; Suillaceae. The record is from RefSeq and is a predicted model, not a curated record.
CACCUCCCAAAGAAUUCAAACUCUUACACUGACAACCACUCAAAAUGGCAAACACGGGCCUUGGUGUGCCAGUAAAGCUACUCCACGAGUCCUUGGGACACAUUGUUACCGUGGAACUCAAGACAGGCCAACUUUAUCGUGGAAAACUCGCUGAAGCCGAAGAUAACUUGAACAUCUCACUCAGAGAUAUAACAGUCACAGGACGAGAUGGCCGUGUAUCACAACUAGACCAGGUGUAUAUCAGGGGAAGUAUGGUCAGAUUCUUCAUUGUACCAGAUAUGCUGCAGAAUGCCCCCAUGUUCAAGCGGGUUGGUCCCAACGCCAUGCGCGGAAGAGGUAUUGGUACUGCGCGUGGUCGCGCAACUAUUAUGAGAGCGAACGCUCGUCGGGGACGUGGCGUCCCUGCCCCAAGAGGCAUCAGGAGGUGAUGUGGGACGUUCUUGCGACUGCGGUAAAAAUGUACAUAUUUUCAUAAUUCUGUAUCUUGUGCAACACCAAACUGUUUUUGGGUUGCUUUGCGCAACCCGUGGGGGUUUGUAAUGCAUGCUGAAAUCAACAAGGUUUUCUUGAA